CCGAAGUGGACACAGUAGAUAUGCAAAGAAAGAAGAUAAUUGCUUUGCAAAAAAGGGUCUGGUACCUUCGUAACCAGAAUGAGAAACUAUGCCAGCAAAUUUCAGAAGACAAAGAAAGCCAACCAAGUUGCAGUAAAGAUGAAAACCCUGAAACCACGUCCAUUUUUGUUGAUUUGAAUCAAUCAUUUGAAAGUGUGGAAAUGGAUGAAUCGUUUUCAGAUACUGAUUGGAGCCACAAAGAUGAAGAAUGUGAUUUAUCAUCAGACGACAAUGACAAUGAGGCUGGAAACAGUAAUUAUAGGAAUUCAGUCAGAAUAGAACCUGACGUCAAACCACAUGAUGAGCCCAAGUUCAUUGUGUUUUACAGCAUGUUGUUAUCAAUAUGUCAACAGUUUUGUUUCAACUGCAAGCAUGAUGCACCAACUGUUGAUGUAAGGAGAAAUGGCACCAUGUGUAUUAUUGCUCAAGACUGUGACUUCUGUGGUAAACAGUUUAUUUGGAAAAGUCAGCCAUAUGUCCAUGGACGUUACCCUGCUGGAAACCUGAUGACAAGUUUAAGCAUUCUUCUGUCUGGUAUCAGUAUCAGUCAAGCAUUUCUCAUGUUUAAACACAUGGGUUUAUCAAUGAUAACUCCACGAACCUACUUCCUGCACCAAAUAAAAUUUUUGUUUCCAGCUGUAUUCGACCACUGGAGGAAAUACCAAGCAGCACUGAUAGAAUAA
Messenger RNA from Rhopilema esculentum, 722 nucleotides. NCBI's taxonomy places the organism in Eukaryota, Metazoa, Cnidaria, Scyphozoa, Rhizostomeae, Rhizostomatidae. The record is from RefSeq and is a predicted model, not a curated record.